AUCGCACCUGUGUUGGUGAAUGCUCUGGUGAGUAGUCCCAAAUAUCCGGUCUCUGUCGAGAGAAUACGAGCAAGCAGCCGCGUCAACAGCGUGCGAAGUAGUGUUGCGGUGACGGUUGCGGACUCAAACCACGCUCAGUCUUAAAUUGAGUCCUGUUCAACACGUCCAUGGUUGUGUGGGAGCUUGUGCCCUGGACACCCCGGGUUCUGCUGCUUCUUGGGGUCCUACUCCUGCUCCUGCUCCUGCUCUGCCUGUGGUCUUCCGCUCCUGGGUUUCCAAAAUGCCCCCCGGGACCCAGACCCCUGCCCCUCCUGGGGAACCUGCUCCACCUGGACCUCAAGAGGUUCAACACGUCCAUCUAUGAGCUGUCUCGGACACAUGGAUCUGUGUUCACUCUACAUUUCGGCCCCAAAAGAAUCGUCAUCCUGGCGGGCUACAAGACCGUCAAAGAGGCCCUGCUCAACUCGGAGUUUGACAAGAACCCGCCAAGAAUCUGUAGAGAUGUGUUCCAGGGACACGGGGUUUUGUUUGCCAAUGGAAGCUCCUGGAAGGCGAUGAAGCGCUUCUGUCUGAGCAGCCUGCGUGGCUGUGGCAUGGGCCUGAGGAGAGGGGAGCUGAUGAUAACGGAGGAAUGUCACCACCUCAUCCAGACAUUAACGGAGUUUAAGGGUGAACCUUUCGACACCCGGCUCCUGAAUCCCUCGGUCUCCAAUAUAAUCUGCUCCAUGCUGUUUGGCCACCGCUUUGACUAUGCUGACCCUGUCUUUCGAGAGAUGAUUCAUCUUUUUAACGAGUCUUUACAGUUGGCUAGUUCUGCUGAAAUUUCGCUCUACAACAUGUUCCCGUGGCUGUCCUGGUGUUGUGGUGCGCUACUGAAAAACCGGGCCCGGAUUCUGAAGAACAAGGAGCAGUUCACUGAGCGGCUUCGGGACAUGGUGGAGAGGAUGAAGGCCUCGUUCGACCCGCUGGACUGCAGGGGGGUCGUGGAUCGCUUCCUCGUCCGGCAGCUCCAGGAGGCAGACCAGACGCAGUCCCACUUCCACAGCAGUAACCUCCUCUGCACCAUCAGUGACCUGUUUUUGGCAGGGACUGAGACCACUGCAGUCAUCCUGUCCUGGGGCCUGAUUCUCAUGGCCAAGUACCCUGCUAUACAGGACCGGGUUCAAGAGGAGCUGGGCAGAGUUGUUGGGCAGCGGAGCCCUCGGUUCCAGGACCAGAAGGACCUGCCCUACACCAACGCUGUGAUCCACGAGAUCCAGAGAUUCGGCAGCCCUGUCACCACCGCCUUUCGCAAAGCCUCCUGUGAUGUCACCUUCCAGGGAUAUUUUAUCGAGAAGGGAACGGUGAUGUUCCUCUCCCUGAUGUCAGCCAUGCGUGACCAGGGUGAAUGGGAGACGCCCCACAGCUUCAACCCAGCCCACUUCCUGGAGGACGACGGCCGCUUUACCAGGAGAGAGGCCUUAAUACUUUUCUCUGCAGGGCAUCGGGCGUGUCCAGGAGAGAACCUGGCCAGGAUGGAGCUCUUCCUCAUCUUCACCUUCCUCCUGCAGAGGUUCCGCUUCUCACCACCGCCAGGGCUGUCUGAGGAGGACCUCGACCUGACCCCAGACCUGUCCUUCACCCACAAGCCCUGCUCACGCCGGCUCUGUGCCGAGCCUCGACCUGACCCCAGACCUGUCCUUCACCCACAAGCCCUGCUCUGUGCUGAGCCUCGACCUGACCCCAGACCUGUCCUUCACCCACAAGCCCUGCUCACGCCGGCUCUGUGCCGAGCCUCGACCUGACCCCAGACCUGUCCUUCACCCACAAGCCCUGCUCUGUGCUGAGCCUCGACCUGACCCCAGACCUGUCCUUCACCCACAAGCCCUGCUCUGUGCUGAGCCUCGACCUGACCCCAGACCUGUCCUUCACCCACAAGCCCUGCUCUGUGCUGAGCCUCGACCUGACCCCAGACCUGUCCUUCACCCACAAGCCCUGCUCACGCCGGCUCUGUGCCGAGCCUCGACCUGACCCCAGACCUGUCCUUCACCCACAAGCCCUGCUCUGUGCUGAGCCUCGACCUGACCCCAGACCUGUCCUUCACCCACAAGCCCUGCUCACGCCGGCUCUGUGCCGAGCCUCGACCUGACCCCAGACCUGUCCUUCACCCACAAGCCCUGCUCUGUGCUGAGCCUCGACCUGACCCCAGACCUGUCCUUCACCCACAAGCCCUGCUCACACCGGCUCUGUGCCGAGCCUCGACCUGACCCCAGACCUGUCCUUCACCCACAAGCCCUGCUCUGUGCCGGGCCUCCACCUGACCCCAGACCUGUCCUUCUCCGGCUUGGUGCGAGAGGCGGGCCUGAGCUCUUAGUCCACAUUUCUUAUGGUGGAAAUUUGUGUGUCCAGCUUAAACAGCAUCUGCUCAAUGAAUAAAUGAAUAAACAAA
This is a messenger RNA of Conger conger (European conger), 2428 nucleotides long. RefSeq names its product cytochrome P450 2K4-like. Gene Ontology annotation, cellular component: intracellular membrane-bounded organelle; cytoplasm. The record is from RefSeq and is a predicted model, not a curated record. Gene Ontology annotation, molecular function: iron ion binding; oxidoreductase activity, acting on paired donors, with incorporation or reduction of molecular oxygen, reduced flavin or flavoprotein as one donor, and incorporation of one atom of oxygen; heme binding. Gene Ontology annotation, biological process: xenobiotic metabolic process. The transcript is spliced from 11 exons. Bases 168 to 1784 code for a protein of 538 amino acids. Lineage: Eukaryota; Metazoa; Chordata; Actinopteri; Anguilliformes; Congridae.